AUGUCCAGUAUUUCAGAAAAGCUAUGGGAGCUGGAGGAGAACACUACUAUCCAUCUGAAGAGGAGGCGGGCUUUCCUCGCCCGUGCCAACCUAAGACGUCGACUACUAACCUGCUUGACUCUCCUCGCACUUACGCUCCUCCUCGGGCUUGAGAUAUUCACUCCUCCCCAUCUCCCGGACCUGCUAGACGUCUCCCUCUCCGAGCUCCAGGCUGGUCUCCAAAACGGGUAUUUCACAAGCCAAGACCUAGUUUCCGCCUACCUAGCCCGAAUCGAGGAAGUGAACUUCCGUGGGCCCUCGUUGCACGCGGUGAUCGAGAUGAACCCUUGGGCACUCACUCAAGCCUCGGCUCUGGACUGGGAACGCGCCCUCUCCGGACCCCGCUCGAAGCUGCACGGGAUCCCCAUAAUCGUCAAGGACAACAUCGCUACCCUUUCCCAGGAGGAGAUGAACACCACUGCGGGGUCCUGGGCGCUCCUGGGAUCUAAAGUACCCGGCGACGCUGGAGUAGUAGACAAGCUGCGCAAAGCGGGGGCGAUCAUCCUUGGGAAAUCGAACCUCUCCGAGUUCUCCCACGCGAGGGGAAACCUAGCUAGCGGCUGGUCUGGAAGAGGAGGACAGUGUACAUCUCCCUACUACCCUAUGGCGGACCCUUGCGGCUCUAGCGCCGGGUCAGGGGUGGUGAGUGCUCUCGGGCUCGCGGCUGCAAGUUUGGGAACAGAAACGGACGGGAGCAUCGUCUGCCCUAGUCAGAAGAACAAUCUGGUGGGUGUGAAGCCUACGGUUGGGCUGACCAGUCGCUGGGGAGUCAUCCCUAUCUCGGAACAUCAGGAUACUGUAGGGCCGAUGACCCGCUGGGUCUCGGACGCGGCUCUGAUACUGGGUAUCAUAGCCGGCCCUGAUGGGAGGGACAACUACACGCUCUCCGCUCCUCCCGUUCCGGAUUACAGGAAGGCGCUCGACCCUGGUGCGCUGAGAGGAGCAAGGCUGGGCGUGCCGAGGAAGAUGUUCCUCGAGCUGGAGUAUACGGACGUCGACCCCUAUGUGCACGUCGUGUUCGAGCAGGCUAUACACGUGCUCCGACAGCUGGGAGCAGUGAUCGUCGACCCUGCUGACCUACCCAGCGCGUACGAGAUCGCCAACAGUACUAGAGAGCAACUCGUAGGCCUUACGGAUAUGAAGGUGGACUUGAACAAGUAUCUUGAUACUUUGGCCGAGGUGCCUACGGGCGUGAGGACGCUGGAGGACAUCAUCAGGUGGAACGACGACCAUCCGGAACUGGAAAAGCCUGAGAAUUACACGGAUCAACAAGGUUUGGUCGCUGCCCAGGCUACGAAGGGGUAUGAUGCUGUUUAUUAUCGAGUACUGGAGGAAGACUACAGGAUGGGCCGAGAGGAGGGUAUUGACUACGCGCUGAAGACAUUCGAGCUGGACGCGUUGAUCCUCCCCAGCACAGCAGGCUACCCGAUAAUAACCGUCCCCCUCGGGUUCUACCCGCAAAACACGACGAUCAAGUCCUCCGGUCCUGUGACCGUCUACCCCGCACCUGGAGUCCCCUUUGGCCUCAGCUUUCUAGGCACGGCAUGGAGCGAAUAUGACCUGAUGGGGUAUGCAUACGCCUAUGAGCAGAAGACGAGGACCCGGUCGGCGGGAAAACCGUAUGUGGUGCCAAGGGCUCAGCUGGGGGAUUUUGUGUGCUCUGCAAGGGGGAGAGGGCGGCGCGUGCUGCUGGGUAUCGCCACAUCCUUGUUUUGGCCAGCUCGCUGGUGUGCUGCACAUUCUAAUUUCGAAGUCGGAUUCGAUACUCGAACGACACCUUGA
Messenger RNA from Dacryopinax primogenitus, 1821 nucleotides. Its product is annotated as amidase signature enzyme. The record is from RefSeq and is a predicted model, not a curated record. NCBI's taxonomy places the organism in Eukaryota, Fungi, Basidiomycota, Dacrymycetes, Dacrymycetales, Dacrymycetaceae. Bases 1 to 1821 code for a protein of 606 amino acids. The transcript is spliced from 5 exons.